This is a messenger RNA of Melampsora larici-populina 98AG31, 2364 nucleotides long. RefSeq lists its product as uncharacterized. Bases 1 to 2364 code for a protein of 787 amino acids. The record is from RefSeq and is a predicted model, not a curated record. The transcript is spliced from 4 exons. NCBI's taxonomy places the organism in Eukaryota, Fungi, Basidiomycota, Pucciniomycetes, Pucciniales, Melampsoraceae.
AUGACGGACUGCGCCAUUCCUUACCAGAAUGCCGUCGCCGCUACCUACGCGGGUUCACGCAAACUGCCUAAGCACUAUUGGUGCACCUACCCCAUUUCUUGUGCCAUCCAAGCCCAAGCACGCCUAAGCGCCCCGGAGGUGCCUGCUAUGCAGCUCUAUCAGGAAGCGAUGUCCGUGAUUUACGCCAAACACUGGAAGGAUGCCUGGCAAGACUUCAAGCGACGCAACAGUCAUAUGUACCCCGCCUUCGUCCAGUACUUCGAGAAACAAUGGGUUUGGAACGCACCUUACGGCAUGCUAUCUGAAUGUGACGUACCUACUCAAGGAAUUCACACCAAUAAUUAUAAUGAAUUGUACCACCACGUUCUCAAACACAAUUUUCUAGAUCGCCUUAAACUUUGCCAACCCAACGAGCUGAUUCACAUCUUAACUGAAGACGUAGAACCUGACUAUCGUCAAAUCCUACUCACUACAACACUAGGGUUCCGCGCACACCGCUGCAAUAAAUUCCAGAACAUCGCGAAAGGCCUUGCCAAUUUGUAUACCGACGAAGACCUCGACAAUAUUCUCUGUAUGAUGUCGCUGGUGGGCAAUAACCAAUAUACUAUAGGGUCCUUCACUCGCCCCCGCAUCCGUUACAAGUUGAACACUACACCCUGUGCUGACGGCAGAGUUGGGUCCGUGAACAAUUGUACUUACCCCCAUUUCGCCGGGACCAACUCCGCAUGCAAACAUAUGUAUGUUUCAGCACGUCAGGAAGGUCUCAGCAUCCGCGAGGAAGCUCUGGCUUCAAUUGACGACGGCACAUCUCCCAUGUACCCGAAACAAGCUAUUGAGCCAGCCGACGAGGAACUCGGAUCAGCUGUCUCUCCUCAUCUGGAAGUGUCGACAUUGUCACACUCUGUCCAUUCCGCAUCUUCAACCUCCGUUUACGAAACUCAAAGCUCCCCCAGCCAAAUGUUGCGAGCCCCUUCCGCCAACACCUCCCAACACAACGUACAGGUUCCUAUGCACGGCAUCCAAACUCCGCACCCAACACCUGGUCCCUCCCAUUUUCCAACUCCUCCCCGAAUUCGACUAGCGCUACCCAAUUUCCGUGAUCCUCGCCAACUUACUCACAACCCAUACUAUGUACACUCUACACCUCCCAAUCCUUUCGUUAUGACCAACCCUGCCGCACCGUUCCCAACUUUAUCAAGAGGACCCCACUCUGGUCCUCAACAGCAAUCCACCCCAUAUUACAAAUUCUAUUCAUCUCCCCCAUCGUUACCCCAACACUCACAAGUUCCCCCGGCCAACUUUUCGUCGCUCGCAAGUACUUUACCCCCUGAAUUGCCCCGUAAUCCGCCUCCUCAAUCACCAUCUUACAGCUACACCUACUACUUAUGUAAGGAGCCCCCAAUUAACGUAGCUUUACCAACAAAUGCCGCUCCUUUGCCCGGUGUAUCAGGGCCACCCACACAUUUCCCGCCAGCCCCACCCCCUUUACCCAACUUCCCAUUUUUAGGCGAACCUUUCAACACUGUCAAUCCGCAUGCUACAGUCCAUCACAAUUCCAACCAAAUGCAACCCACACUCUACACCAACAAUUCCGAACACGGAGAUGUGAUCAUGAGGUCACCACAUCGCACCGCUUUGCAGCAAUCGGCACAGUCUAAAGGCCUACACUUCGCUGCAUCGCCUGACUUCUGCACGCUUUCCCAACUUUCCAAUCUCAUGCGCGAUCACGAGCGACCUCACCCUCCAGCCGGCCAACCAAUUAUGACUUCGUACAACCCAUCAAUCAUACCCCCGACACCAAACCACACCUCAAUUGGCGUACAACUCGGAUACGGCGGUUUCCAACCCCCCUUGGAGAACGGUGGCAAUUUACCAAAUCACAUGACUCCCUCGGCAUCCGACGCAACGCGACUCAACGUACCGUUGCCAUUCAGGAUGAGCAACAAUCUACCCAACGGUGCCAAUCGCAAAGAUCCCUAUCCUUAUGUAACCGACGAAGCGUCUCAUUCUUCUUACCCUUCAUGGCAUGGAAUACACAGUUCUCCGGCCCCCGGUGAGGCAACAUACUCCGCCGUCGAGCCGGCUCAACCUGGCCCCUCAUCCGGUCACCUCACUCAGACGCCAGCUCCUCUGGCGCAAAGUCAUACUGAGUUAGAAGCCUUCAAAAAAGACCUGUCUAUCAAGAACUUGUUCCAAUCCGCACACGGUAUUCUCGCUUUUGACACGGCUGACAAGAAGGCUAGGCUGCGCGGUUUACACACUGCCACCGAGCUCCAUGCGGUUGAACAGAGCAUAACGGCGUCUUAUCGCAUGCUCCGCGACUUGUAUAACAAGGGUAAGCAGAAGAAACAAAACUGUUGGUGA